Molecule: messenger RNA, 4439 nt
Organism: Etheostoma spectabile (orangethroat darter)
Lineage: Eukaryota; Metazoa; Chordata; Actinopteri; Perciformes; Percidae
Gene: clocka
Product: clock circadian regulator a
Exons: 23
Coding region: 494-3292 (932 amino acids)
Biological process (GO): circadian regulation of gene expression; regulation of transcription by RNA polymerase II
Cellular component (GO): CLOCK-BMAL transcription complex; cytoplasm; nucleus
Molecular function (GO): DNA-binding transcription factor activity, RNA polymerase II-specific; protein dimerization activity; E-box binding
Source: RefSeq, a predicted model, not a curated record
CCGACUCCAGUCAGUCUGCCUCUGUGCCAUAUAUGCCUGAGCCCUGCGCAGUCAACCGUCAGCAGCGCCACCGGGUGUAGGGAUAUCCCGAUGAAAGGGGAGACUGUUCGGGGUCUAUAAUUCAGACAAGAGAUGCCCACAGAGUCAUCCGUACUGAGGUGAAGCGCCUGCUUAAUUAGCCAUUAGACAAAAGACUCAGAUGUUGCCAUGUGCCAGUCUCACACCCGAAGCAGACGAAGAACUCGGCUCAUUGAAGACCCCGUUUCAGCUUUCUGCCCUCUGAUUGGGGAAACCUUCAGUGACUCUCCUCCAAGACCCAGAGCUCCAUUGCCCCAUCACCACAGUGUGUCCAGCCACACCCCGCCUUCAUCCAGCAGUAACUUCUUCAUCCUCUCACAGGACUGGCUGUACUGUCAGUAAGGUUCAUCCCCAAAUGUCUACCUCACGAUUAAAAGAUCCCUCUCCAACACUGCGACCCUGAACAGGAUACAAAAUGACCUCAAGCAUUGACCGGGAUGACAGCAGUAUCUUUGAUGGGUUAAUGGAAGAAGAUGAAAAGGAUAAAGCUAAACGUGUGUCCCGUAACAAGUCUGAGAAGAAACGCAGAGACCAGUUCAAUGUCCUCAUCAAGGAGCUGGGCACCAUGUUGCCGGGCAACACCCGGAAGAUGGACAAGUCCACUAUUUUGCAGAAGAGCAUUGACUUUCUGCACAAACACAAGGAAAUCGCUGCUCAGUCAGAGUCAACUGAGAUCAGACAAGACUGGAAGCCUCCUUUUCUUAGUAAUGAAGAGUUCACUCAGCUGAUGUUGGAGGCGUUAGAUGGAUUUUUUCUUGCAAUCAUGACCGAUGGGAACAUAAUCUACGCUUCUGAGAGUGUGACGUCCCUACUAGAACACUUACCCUCUGAUCUUGUGGAUCAGAACUUGUUGAACUUCCUGCCUAUGGGGGAGCAUUCAGAUGUGUACAAGGCUCUGUCCUCUCAUAUCAUGGAAAGAGAGACACCUACGCCUGAAUAUCUAAAAACAAAAAAUCAGCUUGAGUUCUGUUGCCACAUGCUCCGAGGGACAAUCGACCCCAAAGAGCCCCCUGUGUAUGAAUAUGUCAAGUUCAUUGGAAACUUCAAGUCCCUGAAUAAUGUGCCUAACUGUACCCGAAAUGGUUUCGAGGGAGUGAUCCAGCGAUCGCUUCACUCUGCCUUCGAAGACAGAGUGUGUCUUAUAGCAACUGUGAGGCUUGCCAAACCACAGUUUAUCAAGGAGAUGUGCACUAUAGAGGAGCCUAAUGAGGAAUUCACCUCCAGACAUAGUUUAGAGUGGAAAUUUCUCUUCUUGGACCACAGAGCUCCACCCAUUAUAGGUUAUCUCCCGUUUGAGGUGCUGGGUACAUCAGGAUAUGACUACUACCAUGUAGAUGACCUGGAGACACUGGCCAAAUGCCACGAACACUUAAUGCAAUAUGGCAAAGGAAAGUCCUGCUAUUACAGAUUCCUCACCAAAGGGCAGCAGUGGAUUUGGCUCCAGACCCACUACUACAUCACCUACCACCAGUGGAACUCCAGACCAGAGUUUAUUGUCUGCACGCACACUGUUGUCAGUUAUGCUGAAGUAAGAGCAGAACAGCGCAGAGAGCUUGGAAUUGAAGAAUUAGAACCCGAUAUCACAGCAGACAAGCAGUCCCAGGAUUCAGGCUCUGAAGGAAGCUCUAGAGCGCUUCAACCACAGCGCUUCAACCACAGCCGGACACCCUCGGCCUCGUCUCGCAGCUCACUCAAAUCCUUGCACACAGCUGUGUCUGACCCAGCUGCAUCACAGAUGAAGCUUCAGGGAGACAGGAGUACACCAGGUCGGCAGUCUGUCUCUGCUGUGGAGAUGACAUCACAACGAAGAUCAUCUAUCAGCAGCCAGCAGUCAAUGAGCUCCCAAAAUACAAUACAGAACAUGGCACCAUCCAUGGUUUCACAACAACAACAGCAACAGCAACAGCAGCAACAACAACAGCAGCAACAGCAGCAACAACAACAACAACAACAACAACAACAGCAACAACAGCAGCAACCACAGCAGCAACAACAGCAGCAACAGCAACAACAACAGCAGCAACAACAACAACAGCAACAACAACAACAGCAACAUCACGUUCAGACCAGUGACCAAUCAAUGGUGCAGUUCUCCAGUCAGCUAGAAGUCAUGCAUAACCUGAAAGAGCAGCUGGAGCAUAGGACCAGGAUGAUCGAGGCCAACAUUCAGCGGCAGCAGGAUGAGCUGCGGCAGAUCCAGGACGAGCUGCACAGGGUGCAGGGACAGAGCCUUCAGGGACAGAGCCUUCAGGGACAGAGCCUUCAGAUGUUCUUGCCAAAAGGACCCGGAGGACUGACUCUCAGCUCGGUUCAGACGGCCCAGGGGACCGCCUUGCAGCAGGGGGGAACCCUCAGCAUGCAGGGCCAGGUGGUGUCUGCGGGGACUCUACAGAACGGCAUACAGCAACAACAUGCUGUCCAGCCCCAGCAACAAACUCUCUUGCGGGAACAGAGCACAGCACUCUCACAGUCCCAGCGACCGUCCCUCACGCUACAGCCUCAGCAGAAUCCACUGCCCGUGUCUCUCUACAACACAAUGAUGAUCCCUCAGCAAAACCCUACUAACAUGGUCCAGAUUGCCACUACCCUGGCUCAGAAUACUGGGUCAAACGCUACUGCUGUGGCUACGUUUGCACAGGAUCGUUCAGCUCAAAUGAGGUUUCCCGCCAGUCCUCAGCUGCUCACCAAGCUAGUGGCAGGACAGAUGGCAUGUGGCGCCGUCAUGGUCCCCACAACCAUGUUUAUGGGCCAAGUUGUGACGGCCUUCGCUCCUCAGCAGGGCCAGACCCAGACCAUCAGCAUUUCCCAGCAGCCACCGCAGCAGCAGCCGGAGGAGCAGCAGGUACAGCAGCAAUUACAGGUCAUAGCCAUGCAGCCAGGGCAGGCUCCAUUGGCCCAGCAGCAAACACAGUUCCUACAGGCUUCUCGGCUACUUCAUGGAAACCAGUCCACCCAGUUGAUCCUGCAGGCAGCGUUCCCUUUGCAGCAGCAGGGUACCUUUACGGCCACAACCCAACAGCAGCAGCAACAGUUACAACAGCAGCAGCAUCAUCAUCAUCAUCAUCAUCAUCAACAACAACAACAACAACAACAACAACAACAACAACAACAACAACACCAACAGCAGAAACAGCAACUUCAACAACAGCAUCAGCAUCUGGCCCCUCUCAGGGCGGAUAGUGUGUCUCAUCGCUCUGCUACGCAGCCACAGUAGUCGGCUGAAGCCAAUUCCGUUGGCGGAGCGAGCCAAACCCGGAUGUGGGUGUCUUAGUGACGGCGGUCUAAAAACGAGUCCUGCGGAAAGCGCAGCACUGAGACCAAGCCUCAGAGACUGGAAAGUGAUUGGAUGUACGGGAAAAGGGAUCUUUUGCUGUUUGCACUUAACUCCUGAGCACAGAGUGCUGCAGAGAACAGGACGGAGCUCGCGGUGGCUCUGGGACGAAGGCCUUUCUCCGAGACAACAGGGAGCCACAAUCCCUCUAAUGGACUCCCCCUCACGUCUCUGGCCCUCUCUUGUGUGUUUAGUGUGUGUAUGUGUGUGUAUGUGUGUGUGCUCCAGUCCCCCUCAUAGGAUUAUUUUAUGCAGAUCUCUCUGGUUAAUUGAGUCAACACAGCGAAGCUUCUAUCAAGCCUGGAGGACGUCCUGCAGAACAGCCAGAGGCGUGUCUCUUUCGGCUGUUUUUUCCUAUUGUUGUUUUUCAUUCAAAAAUACUUAUGGGUCAGAAAAUAUUUUUAAGAAUGUGGUCUGGAUUGUUCUUUUACUGUACAGAACAUCAUGUGUAAUAUAUUAUGUAAAUAUAAUGAAAAAGAAAGAACUAAUAUUUUAUAUAAUGCAUGAAAUGAAAUGCCUAGUCUGUUAUUUGCGGCAUUGAAUAUACUUUUUUUUUUUCUAGUACUCUAUGAUGAAAAGCUCUUAAAAUGCUCAGUUCACAGACUUCCCUUUCUCCUAGAGGACGGGUUUGCGUGUCUGUAUAGCAGACGUUGUCAAUGCCGCUUGUUGUGUCACAGUUUGUUUAAUCCUUGACCCAUAUUUUCACAGAAUUUCAUAAAAUGAAAUUGAUACGGACAUGUUUUUAAAGUAUUUUUAAGCUUUUUAAGAUGUGCGUAAAGUCUGCACACUAAAGACUAAAUUCAACUUGAGUCAAAUGAAUGAACUCAACACUGCCAAGGUUAAAAGCUAAAUGUAUGUAACAUUAUAAUUUGCAAGGAUAAUCUUUGAUAUUAUUUCGUUCAUUUUAGCACUUCAAAAUGUCUCCAUUUCAGAGCUAUUCAUAAUGACUGUAUGGUUCCUGAAGAGGCUUUAUUCCAUAUAUAGAGGUAUAUGUAGCCCUUAACGUACAUAUAUAGAGGCAUUUAAAAAA